AAGAAGAAGAAGCGACGGCCGCUUCCGGUGAGGAAGUAAACACAUGUGACGCUCGCGUGAAGUUGUUCAUUUGCAGCCAUGACGAGGUGGGCGAGGGCCAGCCAUACCCACAAUCACAAACCGGCAGAUGCUACUCCCUGGAGCCAGCUCAGAGGAGGAAGGGGUGGAGGAAAAGCCGGAGGGAACCCUCUGAGGGGGACCCAGGCCGGCGGCUCUGCAGUUAAGAAACACCAGAAGAAGAAGAACUACGUUAACGAGGAUGUGAAUGGGUUCAUCCAGGCCGGUGGCUCUGAAGUUAAGAAACACCAGAAGAAGAAGGACUACGUUAACGAGGAUGUGAAUGGGUUCAUGGAGUACCUCCAGCAGAGCGGACGGCCGCUGCCGCCCCCUUCAGGGGGCGGCAGGAGGGGGCUCAGGGAGGAGGUGGAGGAGGCGCUGCACAAGGACAGGAGGAGGGAGGACCGCAGGGUGAAGAGGCAGACUGACAAGAAGACCAGAAUGCUGUGCUUCAACUGCAGGAAGCCUGGUCACGGCCUGGCUGACUGUCCGGAGGCCGACAGAGACGAGGAGAUGGGUCGAGGGAUCUGCUACCGCUGCGGAUCCACCGAACAUGAGAUCCAUAAGUGUCGAGCCAAAGUGGACCCGGCUCUGGGAGAUUACCCCUUCGCCAAAUGCUUCAUCUGCGGCCAGACCGGACACCUGUCACGCUCCUGUCCAGAUAAUCCCAGAGGACUCUACGCGCAAGGAGGCUGUUGUCGGGUUUGUGGAUCAGUGGAACAUUUCCAGAAGGAUUGCCCUGACCGUCCGGCUGGUGCAAACACAGUGACGGUGGGCUGGUUGUCCAACAAUAUGAGCGCCGACCACGAAGACGUGAGCAUCCCAGUGAAGAAGGCCAAACCCCAGCAGACCAAAGUGGUGAAGUUCUGAUUAGGUCUAACAUGACACUUGGAUCAUCAAUAAGAUGAAGCAGUGCAGUUAAGGAUUCUGCUAAGACUUACUGAUCCGAUCAGGACUGACGAUAACAGUUCUAUCUAUCAAAACUUCUUCUUUGGUGGUCCAAGGUGCUCAUGACAGCAUUCCUGGACGGUGUUCCCGGACCGCCUUCUCCUGCCUCGAUUUUCCACCUUGAUUGGCGGUUCAGACUGAAGGGGGAUUUUGUGGUUUUUGUAACUUCUGGAUGUAAACGGGCUCUGAGGACUGGGUUAAGUGUUUAUCCUGUAAAGGUCUGGUUAAAAACAGCAGCUGAAAUAAAAUAAAACACUUUUCCUUGGUUUGUUAAACUCAUUCUUACUGCCUGGGAGCCCCAGGCUUUUUUGGGGUCCCUGGGCCAGGUUCUGUUUGGGGACCUUAUUUUAUUAAACUCCAGAAUAAAAGAGUUAAGAGGAUCCUGGCGAUGUGUUAAUCAGUUCCACUUUAAGAAGAAAACCAGAUGAAUUUAUGACGCUAAAGUUAAAGGUUGAGCUAGCUAACAGGUCUACGUUGAGGCUAGCGGAGCUAGCAUUGUUUUACAAAUGUAGACAUUUACAAAGUUAAAGGAAAACCUGAAUUUUUAAUGUCAUCAAAUUUGUGAGUGAAAAUUUAGAAUUUCUGACUUUAUUUAUAAAGCUGGCUGAAAAGCAAUUUCAAAUGUUACAACUUGGACAUGAGAAAUAUGAAUUUAAUGUUUUAAAUAAUUGUAAAAAAAGUUAUUUUCAAGAAAAGAAAUCCAAAGUUGUGGAAAUGCAAGGAAAAUGUCCGAAAUUGUUGCUUUAUAAACUCAAUAAAAGAAAACAAAAAUCA
This is a messenger RNA of Cololabis saira (Pacific saury), 1779 nucleotides long. It is a transcript of the gene zcchc9, whose product is annotated as zinc finger, CCHC domain containing 9. The transcript has 6 exons. Lineage: Eukaryota; Metazoa; Chordata; Actinopteri; Beloniformes; Belonidae. The coding region runs from base 79 to 927 and encodes 282 amino acids. The record is from RefSeq and is a predicted model, not a curated record. Gene Ontology annotation, molecular function: nucleic acid binding; zinc ion binding.